This is a messenger RNA of Zonotrichia leucophrys gambelii, 2129 nucleotides long. RefSeq names its product TIMP metallopeptidase inhibitor 3 (gene TIMP3). Gene Ontology annotation, biological process: response to cytokine; negative regulation of membrane protein ectodomain proteolysis; response to hormone. The record is from RefSeq and is a predicted model, not a curated record. The transcript is spliced from 5 exons. Bases 252 to 890 code for a protein of 212 amino acids. NCBI's taxonomy places the organism in Eukaryota, Metazoa, Chordata, Aves, Passeriformes, Passerellidae. Gene Ontology annotation, molecular function: metalloendopeptidase inhibitor activity; protease binding. Gene Ontology annotation, cellular component: extracellular matrix.
AGCGCGAGCGGCUCGAGCCGGGUAUAACUCCGCGCGCCGGUGCUGCUGUGCCUGCAGCGCUCCGCACCUCAGCUCCCCUGAGCUCCGCACCCGCACCGUCCCGCCGAGCGAGCGAGCGAGUCAGCCAGAGAGACAGGGGCAGGGCAAGCAGUCGCGGAGCACGGGCUGUUAGGGAGCAAGAAUAAAGUCAGCCGAACACAGCAUCGGCCGCUUCCCGCUCCGCAGAAGUGAGGAGACACCUCGGGGGCAACAUGACGGCGUGGCUGAGCUUCCUCAUCGUGUUCCUGUGCAGCUGGAGCCUGCGGGACUUGGUGGUGGAGGCUUGCACUUGCGUCCCCAUCCAUCCGCAGGACGCUUUCUGCAACUCCGACAUCGUGAUCCGAGCUAAAGUGGUGGGGAAGAAGCUCAUGAAAGAUGGACCCUUUGGAACAAUGCGAUACACAGUAAAGCAGAUGAAGAUGUACAGGGGCUUCCAGAUAAUGCCACAUGUUCAGUACAUCUACACAGAAGCCUCUGAGAGUCUAUGUGGAGUCAAGCUGGAGGUCAACAAGUACCAAUAUCUGAUUACAGGCCGGGUGUAUGAGGGGAAGGUUUACACUGGCCUGUGCAACUGGUAUGAGAAAUGGGACCGGCUGACUCUGUCGCAGCGCAAAGGACUGAACCACCGUUAUCACCUGGGCUGUAGCUGCAAGAUUAGGCCCUGCUACUAUUUGCCCUGCUUUGCCACCUCCAAGAAUGAGUGCAUUUGGACAGACAUGCUCUCCAACUUCGGCCACUCGGGAUAUCAAGCAAAGCACUAUGCCUGCAUCCAGAGGGUGGAAGGCUACUGCAGCUGGUAUAGAGGAUGGGCACCUCCAGACAAAACGAUAAUCAAUGCCACAGAUCCCUGAGCAGCUUUCCCUUUUCUUAUCUCCCCUCUCCCUUACUUGUGGCUGAUCUUCCUUUGGACACUAACUCUUACCAGAUCGUGAUGAUGACAAUGAAAUUAGUGCCUAUUUUCAUGCAAAUUCUAGCACUUCGAACACUUAAAAAAGAAAAGGAAAAAAAAAGGAAAGGAAAGAAAAAAGUCUGUGCUACCUUACUGAAUUUUUAAUCACCUUUUCCAUUUUUUGAUACCACUCAUUCUGAUCAGACAACAUAUGGGAGCUUACUUUUGCACACCAGAGGGAAAAAUGGGAGGGAAAAAAAAAGAAAAAAAUAAAAAAAGAUGGAGCUCUUGCUCUGUUACAUGUAUCAUUAGCUGUAGCAAUAUAAUCUCUAUUUUUUUAGGAAAACAAAAAUCUAAAAACUAUGCCAAUUAGGCACUGUAUUCUUCUAUGCGCUGGCUUCCCAUCACCCCUCCUCACGCACUAAGUGCUGAAAAUACAUAGAAAAACCUAUUUUAAGGGAAACAGAUUUCAUUAAUCAGAUUAAUCAGGCAAAUGAAGGAAAAUGAAAAGAAACCCAGCCUAAACUAUGGACAAGAUGACAUCCAAAAGAAAUCCUCCUCUCUAGGAGAGAUUGUCAAUGUGAUUGACUCCAGCAAUGGGAGACUUUACCUGGUGUGUUUGACCACAUCAUCUGGUAAAAGCAUUGUUGACUGACUGUCCUUGCUAAUUCAGUCACAGUGCGAAUGCAACAGCACAUUUGGAGUUCUGGCUUUACCCAGAACAAAAGAGAGUAUUUUGUAUUCUUGUUGUUGUUGUUUCAAAAACAAAAAACCCAUCCCCUAUUUUCAGGGAGGUAAAUGCAACUACAGCAGAGCAUAAGAAAGGUUGUCCCAUCCUGUUUUGAGCAGCAUUGGCCCCUGAAAUUUUUGCAGCUUAGCUUCAACAGGAAAACCAGCUUGUGAACACCCAAGACCAAACAGAUGCAACAAUAACAACUGUAAAUCAAUCAUGUCCGAGAGGGAAAGGGGAGACUUGCUAGAACUCAUAUUAUUAAAAAAAUAUUGCCAAAAUAGUGUUUUGCUGAACUAAGAUGUAUAUACACAUAAUGACAUAAGCUAUUUUUGACAGGAUGUGGAAUUUUUUUGGUGUUAUAAACAAAAGAAUGGUUUGAUUGUGUUUUAAAGACAGAAAUAUUGACAUUCCGAGUUGGUGAGUCGCUUUUAAGAUAUUGAAGCUCCAGUGUAUCUGCAGUAGUGGCUA